Molecule: messenger RNA, 1020 nt
Organism: Lynx canadensis (Canada lynx)
Lineage: Eukaryota; Metazoa; Chordata; Mammalia; Carnivora; Felidae
Gene: CIMIP2B
Product: family with sequence similarity 166 member B
Exons: 7
Coding region: 81-935 (284 amino acids)
Source: RefSeq, a predicted model, not a curated record
CCACCCCACAGCCCUGGACACAGUACACAGAGCCCAGAGUUUGGGCUCCAAGGGAAACAAAAGGAACUGCCUGGAUCCCCAUGGCUAUUGCCAGCACCUUCAUACCAGGGCUGAACCCCCAGAACCCUCAUUAUAUCCCAGGGUACACCGGACACUGCCCACUACUUCGGUUCAGCAUGGGCCAGACCUAUGGGCAGAUGACUGGUCAGCUACUUCGAGGAGUUCCUGGCCUGGCCUGGCCCCCUGCCCAUCGCACACUUCUGCCUCCCAUCCGGCCUCCACCAUCUCCUGAGGUUCCCAGAGGAAGACCGCCUGUCAGGCGUGGACAUGAAAGGCUCAGUUCCAGCAUGAUCCCAGGGUACACAGGUUUUGUACCCCAGGCACAGUUCCUCUUUGCCAAGAACUGUAGCCAGGUCUGGGCUGAGGCUCUGAAUGAUUUCACUCAGUGGUCUGGGGGACAAAGGAGUCAAGAACUGCCAAAGGAAGCCAAGGAAGAAAAAGACGUGGGGAAAGACCAAGAACCAAAGCCAGAGUCAGAGCUGGAGGCAGAGAAGGAGCUGGAGCCGGGGCAAGAGGCAGAACAAGCUUCCCCCUAUUCCAUGGAUGACAAAGAUCCUCGCAAGUUCUUCAUGCCAGGACCUACCCUCAGAACCUGGGCCUGUUACCUAACUAUGGGGGCUAUGUGCCAGGGUAUAAGUUCCAGUUCGGUCGCACGUAUGGGCAUCUCACCCAUGAUGCACUGGGCCUCAGCACCCUCCAGAAGCAGCUCCUGGUAUAGUCAAUGGCAGAAACACCAUUUCCUUUGUUUCGGAAGCCUAAAGAGUUGGAGUCAGAGUCACAUGAUCUUCAGGGUAAGAUACUAUUUACUUCAAGCUUUUGCUCAUCAUCACCUUUCUCCGCUAAAGCUGACUCAUUUCAUUCUUAAGCAAAUCUAACCAUAAUAUUUCCUUAUUUGCAGCUGGGAUCAGACUCCUGUCACCCCUAUCCACCCCAUUCCCACUUUUUUCAUAAUCCUGGCAU